GCCAUUUCGUCGAGAUGAGGAGCUAUAUAGGACGAUUUUGUUGGCGAGCUUCCAAACAACGCCGCAGCAAAUGGCUGCUGCCGUGAGCUUCUCCUACCAAAUACACAUCUUCAUGCUCCUCCUCUGCUACUCCAUAUGGUCUCUGCACCUGCCUCGUGCUACCCUCUCGAUUUCUUUCAGCCCCGACUUGUCCGAUCCCGACUACGACGCCCAAGACUUCUUUUUCCAGGGUGACGCAUACUACGACACCCAGUCUCACAUGAUCCAGCUCACGAGAAACGGCGUGGGUCGAGACAACCGGAACAGCGUAGGGCGGGCGUACCUCGCGACGCCCGUGCCGCUGUGGGACACCGUCACCGGCGAGCUCGCCCGCUUCACCACCUCCUUCACUUUCCAAAUCCCGCCAAGCAAUGACACUGGCGAUGGCUUGACGUUCUUCCUUGGGCAUUAUCCUCCGCCGAGCAUUCCCAAUGUCAAACGCGACAUGGGCGGCGGGAACCUCGGCCUCUUCAACACAACCGCUGGCACGGUCGCGACCGGCGACGACCGAGUCGUGGCGGUUGAGUUUGAUACGUACUUCAACUUUGGCAUCGACCACAGCGGCAGCCACAUGGGCAUCGACGUCAAUUCCAUCGUCUCCCAGGAGUACACCAACGCGGACGUGCCUGACAGGAACCUGACGUCUGGCUUCCUGAUGAGUUGCGAUAUCAGCUACGGCAACGACACGAAAUUACUGGCUGCCGUUCUCCAGAUCGGCGACGUGACUUACCGUGUCAACACGACUGUUGACCUGAGGCAGGCCUUGCCCAAUGUGGUGGCCAUCGGCUUCUCAGGUGCCACUGGUUUGGCCGUCGAGUUACACCAAAUAAUGUCAUGGUCAUUUAACUCCACCUUGGAUCCCCCCAGGGUUCCGCCGCCUGCGAGGCAGAACCUGUCGAAACUGGCAGUAGAGGUGACUGGACCGUUUAUUGGAGUUAUUAUUGCAAUCGUGUGCGUCUUUGUUGGCGUCCAUCAAUGGCAGCUAUACACGAGGAAGAAGCGAUGCAGAGCUCUCGCCAGGGGCCUCGGGCACAUUGAUUACCAUAAGCUGGCGCGCGCGGCCAACAACUUCGCCGAGGAAACCAGGCUCGGGCAAGGAGGUUCCGCCUUCGUUUACAGGGGCCAACUGACAAGCCCAAGCAGACCGGUGGCGAUAAAGAGAUUCAAACCGGCGGCAUCCGGCAGGCAGGCGUUCGAGGACGAGCUCAGGAUCGCCAGUCGUCUCAGGCACCGGAACCUCGUCGAAUUGAUAGGUUGGUGCUACGACGAUAAGAGGAAUCCGGUUGAGUCUCUGUGCCGGUGGCGGGACGACAGGUACACUCGUCUCUUCCUUGUGUAUGAGCUCUUGCCACAAGGUAGCCUCGAUCAACACCUACACGGGGGCAUCAGUUGGUUACCAUGGGACAAGAGGCACGGGAUCAUCCUCGACCUAGGUUCUGCACUGCAAUACCUCCAUGUAGAUUGCGAGCAACAACAGCAGUGCAUCGUGCAUGGUGAUAUCAAGUCGAGCAACGUGUUGCUCGACCCUUCGUAUGGUGCCAAGUUAGGUGACUUCGGGUUGGCAAGAUUUGUUGACCAUGAAACCGGGUCGCACACCACAGAUGUCUUGCAGGGCACUUACGGGUACAUUGACCCUGUGUUCAUCGACACGAGCCAGCGGAAUAUGCAGUCGGACAUCUACAGUUUCGGCAUUGUCCUACUGGAGAUGGUCUCUGGAAGGAACCCAACGAUGCAUCUCCAUGACGCACCUCCAUUGUCGUCAUGGGUAAGGAGUUUGUACCACGGCAAUAUGAUCCUAGAGGCCGCAGAUUAUAGGCUGAUAGGCAGCGAGUCCAGUACUGGGCGACAACAAAUGGAGCGUGUACUGCUUGUAGGGCUCUUGUGUGUGCACCACAACCCGAGCAGCCGGCCGUCCAUCACCCAAGCCAUGGAUGCCCUGCGAUCCGAGGAACUAAAACUGGACAUGAGGCCCCUAGCGCAGCUGGAACCCUAGUUGCCACAACCUUUAAUUGUAGUCCAAAAAAUCACAAAGGAAUGCCAUACAUGUAUUCAAGAGAUAAACACUGAGUUGCGAU
Molecule: messenger RNA, 2114 nt
Organism: Hordeum vulgare subsp. vulgare (domesticated barley)
Lineage: Eukaryota; Viridiplantae; Streptophyta; Magnoliopsida; Poales; Poaceae
Product: L-type lectin-domain containing receptor kinase IX.1-like
Exons: 3
Coding region: 71-2032 (653 amino acids)
Biological process (GO): protein phosphorylation
Cellular component (GO): plasma membrane
Molecular function (GO): carbohydrate binding; protein kinase activity; ATP binding
Source: RefSeq, a predicted model, not a curated record